AAAGAAUAGAGUUUUUUAUUGUAUGAUUAUUUGGCAUCUUUAUUGUUAUUACAGUGUAAUUAUUUUCUAUUUUUUAUAUUUCUUCGGAGUGUAUCAGGAUCCAUUUCAGGAUUCAAGGACACACGAUAGGCAUGUCUUUCAGUGCUGUGUGGUAGGGUUUUUCAGUGGGGACAGUGUCGUUGGAGACACUGUGUUCUUUUCCGAGAUAGCGUUUCACACGGAAUGUAUAUGCUGCUACGAGAGGGAUUGGAUCCCUGCCGACCAAUAGAGUCUCAGUUUCCGAGAGCCUUGUCCUUGAGUGCGAGUACACACCGCGUCCUGCAGAUGUUAUCGUAUUAAUAUUUAUGACCGCCAGUGAAGUGGCCUAUCAGCGACGGCAGAUUUUUACCCAAGGCGUGUACAUCAUGAAUAUCUAAACGACAGGCGCAGAAGGGAAGACAGGUUCGGGUACGCGUUUGUUUUGGCGAAACUAAUUUUUAGAAGAGGUCUUACAGCGACUGGUCUGAUACAACAAACGAGUAACUUUACGGAAUCAUCCAUCGGACAUAGUGCGUUCUUGUGUUUAGCCGAUUCCUGCGCAAUCAAUUAUGCCUGGGGAAGCGACAAUUACAUUAACCCUUGCUCCAAACUCCGGACAAGCGAAGCCAUUUCCCUUUGUUUUGAAGAAAGUGAUGGACAUCCCCCCACCUAACAUUCUUGAAGGCGACGAUGAGAUCAAGAAGGAGAAGCUUUGCCUGAUUGAGGCCACCGAGUCUGGAGGAGAUGCCACCAGUGGAGGUGGCAGCACCACGGCCAGGGGUGGCGGCGGCGGCAGCGGAGGACCAGGGGCAGGAGCAGGGGGCGUCUCGGCCUCCCUGACCCCCGCCAUCUGGGAGAAGACCAUCCCCUACGACGGGGAGAACUUCCAUCUGGAGUACAUGGAUCUGGACGAGUUCCUGCUGGAGAACGGCAUCCCCAUCUCCCUGGAGGAGGAGCUGCAGAAGAGCAGCAGCUUGGCCCAGGAGCAGAGCGCCGAGUCAGGGGAGGAGGAGGAAGCAGCUGACAAUGCUGGAGGCAGGGUGGUGGUGGUGGCGACUGCCAAGGCAACAGCCUUGUCCACCUCCGCGGCCGCAGCAGCAGCAGUAGCCUCCACCACCACACAGCAGGUGCCUGAGGUGCUGCUCCCCUCACCAAAGGAUUCCCUGGUUCCGGAGCUGGCUGUGGAGCUGCCUCAGACCUUGGAGGAGAAGAAGAAGAACAAGAAGGAGGAGCAGAAGACUGCAAAGAAGAGGAAGAUAGAGGAGGUGCAGGAGGAGGAGGAAGAAGAAGAGGAGGAGGAAGAUGAUGAUGAGGAAGAAUAUGAUGAGGAUGACGACGAUGCAGAAUCUCUGACUGAUGCAUCUGAACUGAGACCUGUAAAAGCUAGAGCAGAAGGCAAAGUGACAAAAGACCGCGUCACUCCGACCCCGAUGGAUCCCGAAGAGAUCGAAGUGGACAUCAACUACCAGCCGGACCCCACUGACUUGGUCCUGUCCAGCGUCCCAGGGGGCGAACUCUUCAACCCCCGCAAGCAUCGCUUCUCCGAGGACGAGCUGAAGCCCCAGCCCAUGAUCAAGAAGGCCAAGAAGGUGUUUGUUCCCAAUGAUGCAAAGGACGACAAGUACUGGUCCAGGAGGAAGAAGAACAACAUGGCCGCCAAGCGCUCCCGGGACGCGCGGCGGCUGAAGGAGAACCAGAUCGCGGUGCGUGCCUCCUUUUUGGAGCGCGAGAACGCGGCACUGCGGCAGGAGGUGGCCGAGCUGCGCAAGGACUACACCCGCUGCAAGAGCGUUCUGUCGCGCUACGAGGCCAAGUAUGGGCCACUGUAAGGGACAACUUUAAAAGCCUCUUGAUUAAUCCAACAACUACAAACCACAAAACAGCAGCAGCAACAGCAGCAGCAGCAAUGACUUUGGGAGUUAAAGAAAGCAGAACGAAAACAAAGUGGAAAAAAAAAAAAACACAUAAUACUUCAUCACCAGAGAAAAAGUGUCCCUGCAGAAUGCUGUUACAAACACCUAAGGUUUUGGCCGACGUUCGCAGAGGCGCUAGGUGAUGGCGAGACAGGAUGGGUCUCGGUUUUGAGUUGCAGUAGCUGUGUAACGAGGCACUCGCUGCCACACCCGUAUAAAAAGGGGGGAAAAAGGGAAAAGUUCAGUCUCGGAAAGAUGAAAAUGGCUACCAAGAGAGCCUGUCAAAUAAAGCCAAGUUGCAGGGACGUUUAGAAGGCACAUGAAUCCCACUCCCUCUGUACUAGCCACCACGGCUAAAAAACCUACACGAGAGGAUAAUUGGGCCAUGGGCCAAUAGCAGCAGCAGCAGCAACCCAGGCAAAGCAUGAAGUCCCAGUACAUGACUGUUGAAUGAUGUGUCUUCCCUCUCCUUUCCCCACCUGACCAACCAUUCUCCCAUUUCUACCCCCCCCCCCCCCAAAAAAAAAACCCUUGCUAGUCCAAAUAACUGACUCUCUCUCUCUCUCUUCCUCUUGUUUGAAGCACUGUGUUGGGGACUCAGGACAAAGGCAUGUGAAGUGCAGGGAAGGAUUUAUUGAUUUAUUCAUGACUGCAGAAAGAGAGAGCGAAAACCAGGGAGAGGAAUAAAUGAAUAAAUAGAGUGGAUGACCACCAAAGUGGAUGGACGUCUUGGUGGGGGGAGUGUGUGUGUGUGCAGAAGAGAACAGAAAAAAGGGACGAGGUGUCUUCAAAAUAAUGUGUGCGUAUUCCUCGGCGCUUUGGUAGACAUUUGUGGUAGUGGUGACACAGCCCUAUGAGUUUCUCUUUCUUCCUGAUUCAAGAGAAUGGUGUGUUUAUUUGAGGGGGUAUGUGUUUGUCCCUCCUAGACAAGGUUUUUGUACUGUCCUUCAAUCGUCCACACAAAGACUUUGUGUUCGCUCUUCCCCACUGUUUUGCACUCUCAUCUUUGUCUGUGUGUGUGUGUGUGUGUGUGUGUGUGUGUGUGUGUGUGUGUGUGUGUGUGUGUGUGUGUGUGUGUGUGUGUGUGUGUGUGUGUGUACGCAUGUACAAUUGUGUAUGCCUGUUCUGGGAAAGGGUAUGACGAUAAUGAAACGUGUGACUCACCAGAGGCAGUUGGUUUCUCUUCUUAAAUACUCGAUAGUAAUACUCAAUGGGUCUUGCAUACUCGUUUGUAAAAUAGAGUUGAAAAACGCGUAAAGAAAGCCUUUUAAGGACUGGUGCUAUCCACCACGUUGGUAAAAAGCUGGCAUAAUUAAAGUGAGCUUUUUGUUUGAAAGAGGAUGUUGUCACAGAGGGAUUUCAUUUUUUAAAAGGAAUCAAGUGUAUUUUGUGUGUCAUUUCUAAUAGACAUAAAGGGAACAGUUAUUUGUUAUUAUCUAAACUGUAAAUAGGCUUGCCUUUUAUUUUGUUUGGUUUUAUUGUCUCAGUGUGAUUGACUUAUAAUCACAGCCAAUACCUGAGAAUUUGUAUUUUACUGAUGUUACUAUGAUUUUUUUUUUUUUUAAAACAGUUGAUUAUUUAGUAAAUGACGUGCUUCUCUUUCACGAUGCAUCUAUUGAUUGUCAUGUGCACAGAUUUCUACGUUUUUUUUUUUUGAGUCGUAAAAGAAGUACACAAAACAAAAACCUUUAACCGUGCAGGGAUUCUGAAAAUAAAAAUAUUUUAGGUAUGGAUGGGUGUUUGCCAAGAUAUGUACUCAUGUUAUCAGAUAAUUGCAAUUCUUUUUUUAUACUCCUCCUGCCAGUCAAGCAUUGUGUUUACCUCGUACAAAAUUAUUAUAGACUGUCAAGGACAUUUAAGGAGUAGUUUGUCUUCCUGGGGUAAAGCCAAUCACAUGAGGGAUGGGCCACUCCAUUUAUAUUUGAUUUUCUUUUAUAAAGAAGGCCAAGGUGUUUUGGCCAAGGACUGUGAAAGCUAGUGGGAGUGGGAGGGCUUGUCACGGCCCCAUGAGGACUUCAAAUCAAUAUGGACACCACCAGUCAGCAAACAAGAUGGAAACAGACAUUUCCAUUUUAUAUAUAUAUAUUUAUAUAUAAAGGUACAGGUUAGCUCUGUUGCUGAGAACUGUAAAUGGAAUGAAAUGGGAAUUAUUGGGCAACAAAGUUGUAGUUGUGCUUCCAGCAGAUACUUCGUUAUCGCAACAGUGGCAACGCAGUAUGAGGAAACAAUCUGGAGUUUUGACAGAGGAAAGCACAGGUUUUUGAAGCAGGAAAUGAUGAGUCAAAUUAUUCUGAAGGCCUCAAAAAGGUUACUGCAUGCUGGUAAUCCAUGAGGUCAAUCUUCCAAAAAUCUUGGUUUGGAUUGCAAGAAUUUUUGACUUUAAAACAGACAGAACCAGCAGGAUAUAUGGACAUACAUUUUGCAUUUGAUGCACAGAAUGUUUCUUUGAUUAUGUGUUGGGGAGAGCAGUGUCCUUAUUUUCAUCAGAGCAGCUAAUUGUAUCCAGGUGAAUGCUGUGGGGAAAUGCACCUAUAAUUGAGUAGUUAGUCCACAGCACUAGUUGCUUGCUUCCUGUACUUCCACUGAAAUGUUAUUUGGUUUCCUUGUUUUCCUUCUCUUGUAUUAUUUCCUCUAUGGAUCUUAUUGUGGAGGGUGGUGGUGAGGCACAAUGUGUGCCCUAUUGGGGGAAAAAAAUCAAUCACUGUGUUAAUGUACUUAAAUAAAUAUUGUGACUGAUGAGUGGUGUUUUAAAAUAAAAUCACCUGGCAUCUUUCAUGCUGCAAAUAUUGGAAAUAUUCAUUUGAUUUGGUUGUAAUUUCAUUCUGUAAAAAAAAGAAAAAAGAACAUAUGAUGAUCAAGAUACUGGUCAUCACCUGUGAUCAGAGAUACCUUGAUUCUGGAAAUGUAGCAGCCUGUCACCUCACUUCAAACUAUAUGACGUUUGCUUAAACAAGAAAAAGCCUGGACUAUUUUUAAGUAGACGGUGACUUGGUAUCGGACAGUGGAUUUGAGCUUUUGUUUUCAUCAUUUUUUAAAGAGUGGCAUUCGUUUCUGUUUUUAUAUAAAAAGCACCUUCAUUUUCCUACAUGUUCUCUCCCCCAUCAAUAUGGGAGUGUGUAUAAUUGCUGUAUGUUUAACGGUAUCUUGUGUCACAUAUUAAUAAAGGCAAAUUUGAUGAGUCAA
This is a messenger RNA of Engraulis encrasicolus (European anchovy), 5114 nucleotides long. RefSeq names its product TEF transcription factor, PAR bZIP family member b (gene tefb). NCBI's taxonomy places the organism in Eukaryota, Metazoa, Chordata, Actinopteri, Clupeiformes, Engraulidae. The coding region runs from base 588 to 1847 and encodes 419 amino acids. Gene Ontology annotation, biological process: regulation of transcription by RNA polymerase II. The transcript is spliced from 4 exons. The record is from RefSeq and is a predicted model, not a curated record. Gene Ontology annotation, cellular component: nucleus. Gene Ontology annotation, molecular function: DNA-binding transcription factor activity, RNA polymerase II-specific; RNA polymerase II cis-regulatory region sequence-specific DNA binding.